AUGUCGUCUCUUUCACCCGUACACCUCACGGGUAUCUCAAACAACGCCUCACAAAAUAUCGAAACUCAAAACUGUGUUCCUUCUCAGCAAGAAUUCAAUGAAACUUCUCCUGGUCUUGUCUCCAAACGUACCCGGGCAUUUACCCCGGAUGAAGAAAGCCAGGAUAGUGACUCUGAACAUCCUUCUACCAGGCAAACUAAAGAAAAAAACAAGCGAAGAAUUUCCUUCGCUACGGAAUCCGGCACCCCAUCCGGUCAUGAUGAAUGGCUUUCUCUCCCACAUCAAAAUCUAGAUGCAUCUCGACAUGCCCCUUAUUAUUCCCCAACCCCUUUUCCACCUGCCAUGUAUGGCAAUUUUCCACCUUAUCCCCAUUACUCUCCCUUUCACAUGUAUAAUUAUGGUAAUGGAAACUACAACAACUCACCUAAUCCAGAAUCCAACAACGUGGUUGAUCGCCAUCACAUUAGGAGAUCCCAAUCUAAUCAGGAAAUCUCUUCGGAUAACUCCAA
This is a messenger RNA of Ambispora gerdemannii, 509 nucleotides long. NCBI's taxonomy places the organism in Eukaryota, Fungi, Glomeromycota, Glomeromycetes, Archaeosporales, Ambisporaceae. The record is from the annotation of a GenBank genome assembly.